Molecule: messenger RNA, 339 nt
Organism: Quercus lobata
Lineage: Eukaryota; Viridiplantae; Streptophyta; Magnoliopsida; Fagales; Fagaceae
Exons: 1
Coding region: 1-339 (112 amino acids)
Source: RefSeq, a predicted model, not a curated record
AUGGUUGAAAUACCUGAGGGAGUACGGACACGACCCUUGGAAAUUAAGCAAAGCUAUAAGGAAAUGCACAACGGGAAGACCGAAGCUUCAGUAAUGACCAUAGAGGAAGAGGAAGUUUCGUGGUACUAUGACAUCAUGAAGUUCUUGAAACUAGGGGCAUAUCCGGAUGGUGUCAACAAGAGAGAACGUUGUUCCAUUAGGAUGAUGGCAAUACAAUACGUCCUAUAUGGAGGAAAACUCUAUAAAAGGUCCUACGAUGGUAUACACCUUCGUUGCUUGAAGAAGGAAGAAGCUAAAAAGGUAACGAAAGAAGUUCAUCCAGGGAUUUGCGGCCUUUAG